GCGAACUAGAGAGUCAAGAAUGUGUCUACUUGCAGGAACGCUAUUAAUCUUGUCUCACCGAAUGAAAGCGAUGCUAGCGUUGUCGCCACGCAGCGCUCGACUUUUGACCUUUGCGCAGUAGGACUCGAGAGGAUCGAAAAAAAAAAAAUCGCGAGCGAAAGUCUCGCCGACCGAGUAGACCGUGUAGAGCGGGACGCCCGGCCCAACUCGGUUUCUCGAUCUUCGCUCUGUUCGUACGCGACUUUCGAGGUCAUGAAGGUCCGGAGUUAUCCCGGCCGGGCGGUUCUGGAGGAUCCCGAACUCCUCCUGGACCCGGACGCGACGCGCGGCAGGGCUAUGGAACUGCUCUACGAGGCCAGCUGGCGAGAGUGCGGGGUCAACUGGACCAGCAACGGCAGCAGCAAGAUUUCCGCCAGGCAACAGGAUGACGAGCCUUACAGGCGAGCAUACGCCGAUGAAGUGGUAUCGCGAUUCGAGGCCGCGUUGGAGGAUCCGAACAAUGGGCCGUCCUCGGCAAAAGAGGAAGACGCGCGGUCCAGGGGAUCCAGCAGCACCGGUACCACCGACAGCGAAUGCCUCGAGACGAACCAGCCGUCACCUGACAACGCUCAAGGGGGCUUCCUCAUUCCGCGGCCGAGAUUGAUUGUGCCAGUUCAUACCUACGCGAGGAGAAGACGUACUGGCGCACCGCAGCCCAUAAAGAGACGUCAGAUACGCGAAGAGGGUAAGGUCGAGGUAUCGAGGGACGGCAAAUAUCUCAGCACUUUGCAACAUGGUAAAGUGUUGGGUGAACUCGCGAUUCUUUACAAUUGCAAGAGGACAGCAACGAUCACUGCUGCGACUGAUUGUCAAUUAUGGGCCAUCGACCGGCAGUGCUUCCAAACCAUUAUGAUGAGGACCGGCCUCUCGAGACAGGCUGAAUACACGGACUUCUUAAAGAGCGUGCCAAUUUUCAAAAACCUGCCCGAGGAAACUCUAAUCAAAAUUUCGGAUAUUUUAGAAGAGACGUUCUAUAACAAUGGGGAUUAUAUAAUAAGACAAGGAGCGAGAGGUGACACAUUCUUCAUCAUCAGUAGAGGACAAGUACGCGUGACAAUAAAACAGCCCGAUACAACGGAAGAGAAAUAUAUUAGAACCUUAAGAAAAGGCGAUUUCUUCGGUGAGAAAGCUUUACAAGGAGAUGAUCUCAGAACUGCUAAUAUUAUCGCUGACGAUCCAGAAGGAGUGAAUUGUUUGGUAAUAGACCGCGAAACGUUUAAUCAAUUAAUCUCAUCCUUGGACGAAAUUCGAACGCGAUACAGGGACGAGUUGGUGGAACGUAGGAGAUUAAAUGAGGAAUUUCGGGAUGUACGAUUACAAGACCUUCGGACUAUUGCGACUCUCGGCGUGGGUGGUUUCGGAAGAGUUGAAUUAGUCCAAAUUGCCGGAGACAGCACACGAUCCUUUGCUCUGAAGCAAAUGAAGAAGGCGCAGAUCGUCGAGACACGACAGCAACAGCACAUUAUGUCAGAAAAGAGGAUUAUGAGCGAAGCGGAUUGUGAUUUUGUAGUCAAGCUUUUCAAAACCUUUAAAGAUAGAAAAUAUCUUUAUAUGCUGAUGGAGGCCUGCUUGGGUGGCGAGUUAUGGACUGUUCUUAGGGACAAGGGAUACUUUGAUGAUGGUACUACACGCUUUUAUACUGCAUGUGUUGUGGAAGCAUUCGAUUAUCUGCACUCCAGAAAUAUCAUCUAUAGAGACCUUAAACCGGAAAACUUACUUUUGGAUAAUCAAGGAUAUGUUAAACUUGUGGAUUUUGGCUUUGCCAAACGGUUAGAUAACGGAAGGAAAACGUGGACUUUUUGUGGUACACCAGAGUAUGUGGCACCAGAAGUCAUUCUAAAUAAAGGUCACGAUAUAAGCGCUGAUUAUUGGUCCCUUGGUGUUCUCAUGUUUGAGUUGCUUACGGGUACGCCUCCUUUUACGGGUGCUGAUCCGAUGAAGACGUAUAAUAUUAUCUUGAAAGGAAUUGAUGCUAUAGAAUUUCCUAGAUCCAUUACACGUAACGCGAUGGCACUCAUCAAAAAGCUUUGCAGGGAUAAUCCAGCAGAACGUCUUGGAUAUCAAAGAGGUGGCAUUAGUGAAAUACAGAAGCAUAAAUGGUUCGAUGGCUUUAAUUGGGAAGGUUUAAAAACAAGAACUUUGGAACCCCCGAUACUACCACGAGUUCAAGGCGCUACAGACACUACGAAUUUCGACGCUUAUCCAGCGGAUUCCGAUCCGCCGCCACCCGACGAUAUUUCUGGUUGGGAUAACGAUUUUUAAUACAAAAAGUAUAAAGGGCUUCUAUUUAAUAUUCGCGUUUUUAAUCUAGCAGGAAAUUGUAAUAGGACAUAACGCUCUCUCGAUCAUGCGAGAUAAUUGGCGACACCUGCAUUUAUUUAUACUUUUCUCAUAUCACGUGAUAUACAGAUUACAGUUGCAUUUUAUCAUAUUUUUACAUUUUUUGUCAUAUUUCGUAGUAAGUAUAAUCGGGAUUUGUGAAUGAGGAAAAUUGUAUUAUGAUAAAAUUUAAAAUUUUUAUGAAUUUCGGAUAAUGUAAAAAUUAAAAAAAAACUGCAAUUUUAUAUUUAUAUCGCGUCUCUGACGGGUUCUAGAAACAUCUUCUCCAGUGUUAUACAUUAUAAUAGAAUACAUAUGCAAGUGCCAAGUGCCAUUAUUACCUCGAAGAGGUAAACUCAUACAUGUCAUACUUGUGCUCAGAAACGUGGUCACACGCAAGAAACAGUCAGCUCAAGUCCAAGGGACCUCUUGCCAUCCAUUUAACUUGUCAAAAUGUGCAUAUAGCUUGAUCGAUCAGAUGUUAAAUUUUUUAUGGCAAGUUCAUUGUUGUUUGAUUACUUUAUAGUUUAUUGUAAUAAUUAUAUUUUAAUUAAUUAUAUGACUCUUGUAAA
This is a messenger RNA of Trachymyrmex cornetzi, 2930 nucleotides long. RefSeq names its product cGMP-dependent protein kinase for (gene for). The record is from RefSeq and is a predicted model, not a curated record. Gene Ontology annotation, molecular function: cGMP-dependent protein kinase activity; ATP binding. Gene Ontology annotation, biological process: protein phosphorylation. Bases 253 to 2301 code for a protein of 682 amino acids. NCBI's taxonomy places the organism in Eukaryota, Metazoa, Arthropoda, Insecta, Hymenoptera, Formicidae. The transcript has 9 exons.